AUGAAUAAAAGAUUUAAUAGUGUUCCUCGUUUAAAAAUUGCUACAUCAUUCUAAGUUGAAUAAAAUAGUAUUGGAAAUUCACCUACUCUAUUUCAUACACCAAGAAGAUAAGUAACAGAAUCAAAUAAAUAAAAUUAUUUUCAUUAAUUAUCCUAUUAAGACUAAUGGAAAUCAGAGAGAUUGAUUAAAUAUGUUAGACAUAAAAUAAUUGAUACGGGAAUUAAUAAGAAAUAAGGUUUUUAAGAAGUUUUUAUUAUUAACAAUUUCAAAGUAUUUAAGUAUUACAUUCCACUGUAUUAAAAAAUUGACAAUGAAAGUGAGCUCAUUUCUGAUUUUAUUGAAUAAUGUAUGCAUCUAAAAACUCUUUUAAGUUUAAAAUCUACUCCAAAAAUUUGGAUUUUAGAUGGUACUUAGAUUAAAAAUUUUCACUUGCCAAAUUAGAAAGUAUUUUAUAUAAAUAACAGUUUUGAUUUCUGGAAUAUGAUAACUCAUUAUAAUUAAUUUAAUGGUUCCUUUUAAAUGAACUUAAUAGAAUAACUUUAUAAUGAUAUCUAAAAAUUAUAAAAUUCUUCUCAAAUCUUUGAUUAUUUUUUUAGUAACAAUAGCAUAAUAAAAUAAUAUUUUACCAUGUAAAUUAAUAAAUUACCUUACAUAUAAAACAUAUAACCAAAAAUUGAUUUGGAUGAUCAUGAAAUUGAUACUGCAUUUGCUAUGUUGGACACUGAAAAGUAGAAAACUAAAGUGCAGAUCUUUGAAUAAUUGAAUAAAGAAAUGAAUAGCAAAUCAAUUUAUUCAUAAAAAUCAAAUAAAUUAAUUAGAUUACCUAUUAAAACUAGAACAAGAUAAUCAAUUGAAAAAUAAAUAUUAUAAGAAAAUAUCAUCAAUCCUGAAGAUUUAUAAUAAUAAAUUUAAGAACAAGUAGUAUGUUCUAAUAUAUUCAUACCUUCAACUCAAAAUAUUGAAAUUUCAUAAGUUAACAAUCCAUUUCAAUUAAAAACAAAUUUAAAAGAUAGAUAUUUUAUGAAAAAUGUAAAUAUAGAUAAAAUUUAAAUGGAUUACAAAAUUACAAGAAGAUAAACUAUUAACUUUUUAACAAUUUUUAAAUGUUUACUCAAUCGUGAACCUCUACCAAACAAAUAAUUGAUAUCCAAAGCUAACUUACUCUUAGCUUAUCCAUAUCUAAUGAUGGAGGGAUAAUCGUGUGGUUAUGAUACAUUCUUAUUUAUUAAAGAAACAAAGAUGUCUAAGUUUAGCUUUGAAGAAUUUGUCAAAAUUUUUACUUAAGGCAAAGCAUGA
This is a messenger RNA of Paramecium pentaurelia, 1296 nucleotides long. NCBI's taxonomy places the organism in Eukaryota, Ciliophora, Oligohymenophorea, Peniculida, Parameciidae. The record is from the annotation of a GenBank genome assembly.